GCGCGCAAGUGGAAAACGAUGACGCAAGAAUUCACCCCAAAUGAUUUCAUCUCAGAAUCUUAACAUUCUUCGAUUCCAUUCUCUUGAAACACUCUUUUAAUAAUUUUACCCGUGUUUCAAAAUGACGUUCGAGAAAUAUUAUUGGGGAAAACGGGACAAAUUAAAGGCCUCGCGCUAAAGGCUCCACGCGCGCACAGCUGGUUCGCUUAUAGUCGGUUGAAAUCUCCGUUUAAUCGCCUUAAAAUACUAAUGAAAACACUGCUCACCUCUCGCCGAUGCGAAAGUCACUGUAACGCGUUAAUAAGCGCUGAAUGUGUUCUUUCGGGGUAACGAGACGAACGAACGGCGGCGCGCACGAGACAACACCAGUAGCAAAGAAACGCGAGAGAACGUGACGCUAAAGGGACGAGCGCUGAGUGACGUCAUCAUUGCGCGGCAGUGCCGGGGAAGUAUGGACACUGAACUGUGGAUGUUUAUGAUGAUAUUCGAUCAUUUUUUAGAAAUAUAUCGUUCAGUUUAAGUUAGUGUGAGCGCAGAAGUAAGAAGUAACUUAAGCAUGGCAACCACCACCAAAACCCCCCCAGGUGCAGACCCUAAGCAGCUGGAGCGCACUGGUACAGUCCGAGAGAUCGGAUCACAAGCCGUGUGGUCGCUGUCUUCCUGCAAACCCGGGUUUGGAGUCGACCAGUUGAGAGAUGACAAUCUGGAGACGUACUGGCAGUCUGACGGAUCUCAGCCACAUCUGGUGAACAUUCAGUUCAGGAGGAAGACUACUGUGAAGAUGUUAUGUAUUUAUGCUGAUUAUAAAUCAGAUGAGAGCUACACUCCCAGCAAGAUCUCAGUCAGAGUGGGAAACAACUUCCACAAUUUGCAGGAGAUCCGGCAGUUGGAGAUGGUGGAGCCGAGCGGUUGGAUUCACAUUCCUCUGUUGGAUGUGGUGAACAAUCCUAUCAGAACCUUCAUGAUCCAGAUCGCUGUGUUGGCCAACCACCAGAACGGCCGUGACACACACAUGCGGCAGAUCAAGGUGUACACACCCGUGGAGGAGAGCUCCAUCGGCAAAUUUCCACGAUGCACCACUGUAGACUUCAUGAUGUACCGCACCAUCAGAUGACUCGAACAACAGUCUCCGUUGCUCACAUGGACGGACUGAGUAGAAUGACAUUUUUUUCAGAUGAUUUUUUUAAAAUGUGCCAAGCUGUGUUUUGUAAAAAGAAGUAAUUCAUGUGAAUGUUACUCUGCUGGAAAUUAAUGUUAGUUUUGAAAUAAAUAAAGCGUGUUCUG
This is a messenger RNA of Myxocyprinus asiaticus (Chinese sucker), 1284 nucleotides long. RefSeq names its product anaphase promoting complex subunit 10 (gene anapc10). Gene Ontology annotation, biological process: anaphase-promoting complex-dependent catabolic process; protein K11-linked ubiquitination. Gene Ontology annotation, cellular component: anaphase-promoting complex. The record is from RefSeq and is a predicted model, not a curated record. The coding region runs from base 557 to 1114 and encodes 185 amino acids. The transcript is spliced from 5 exons. NCBI's taxonomy places the organism in Eukaryota, Metazoa, Chordata, Actinopteri, Cypriniformes, Catostomidae.